AGCCUCCACAAGGUCAGGUGACGUUGUCUAAUUGAGAUAAUGAAGGCAACAGCUCACACCUGUUCAUGGAGGUGUGUUUAGUAUUUAACACACAUGCACGAGCUCUGGUUCGAAAGCUGUUUUCUGCGGUGCACGCGUGUGGUCUCUCUGGGACAGAAUGUCAUCUAAAGCUGGUCUUCAGUGCAUCUCAUGCCUGGUGUUCCUGGUCGUGUGUCUCCAGCCUGGAGUCCUCUGUGGAAACCUCGUCUGUUACUUCUGUCCUCUGACGUCACACAACAGAACCUGUAAGCACGUGCUGUCCGAGUGUGGGCCGCGGGAGCUGUGCUUCACUGCGCGUGGCCGCUUCGGGGGCGCGACCCUGCUCUUCUCCAAGGGCUGCGCGAGCCCGAGCGACUGCGCGCGACCGAAAACAUCUAAGUUCCGCGGGAACAACGUCACCCUCGCGUACUCCUGCUGUGGUUCACGCUACUGUAACUCGGGCCCGCGCAUUGCGCGCGAUCCGGCUCUGCUCGCAGUGACUGCUAUUGCUGUGAGUGUGUGUGCGGGAUGGGCAUGAAGAUGAUGAUGAUGACCUUAAGAAACAUGGACGAAACACGGCACUCAUCUGCUAAUGAGACUUUAAAAGCUGUGUAAAAUUAUUUUAAAUGUUUACUUUUUGUUUUAUGAGCUUCAUUAAAUUAGUGUUGAU
This is a messenger RNA of Pimephales promelas (fathead minnow), 688 nucleotides long. Its product is annotated as protein Bouncer. Gene Ontology annotation, cellular component: membrane. Gene Ontology annotation, biological process: sperm-egg recognition. The record is from RefSeq and is a predicted model, not a curated record. Lineage: Eukaryota; Metazoa; Chordata; Actinopteri; Cypriniformes; Leuciscidae.